UUGAGGCAUGUUUAGAUGUUGCAGUACACUUGUGAUUGUUACUGUACAUGUAUGAUAUACUAGUACUGAUUCUCUGGGUUGAAACCACUGUUUAUGGUAAUUAUGAUUGUCUUUUAACAGCAUGUCAUAGUCAGGCAAUUGGAUUGACCAGCAGUGAUGCAAUUCCAGAUGGCAGCUUCUCAGCCUCAUCAUCUUUUAGUAAUGCCCGCCAACCUUGGGUUGGUCGUCUGAAUUUAAAUAGCUGGGGUUGGUUAGCAAAGACUAACACCAAUCCUGCUGACUACCUUCAAAUUGACCUGCUCUAUGAUUAUGUCAUCUGUGCUGUAGCUACCCAAGGGGGUGUUGGUGCUGAUCAGUGGGUAACAAAGUACAAGAUUCAGUUAUCAUUAAAUGAUACCACCUUUUACAUUUAUAGAGAAAACAACGCUGAGAAGGUCAGUUUGAUCUAAUUGAAAUAUCAUGCUUAACUUGGUUGAAUUUUUUCAUAUAUUUUUUUCUUGUAGUUACAUAGAAAUACACUUAGUUGUGCCUAAUUUUUUGUAAAACAGAAGAAUAAUGGAUAAUUAUGUAAGAGCAUUUUGGUAUGUGUAAAUUUGAAUCAGUUUUAUUACCAGGUUAAGUGUUGGUGGAAAUGAAUGAAAGAACUGAAAUGAGCUUCAUAGGUCAGGUCUUUCAGGCUUUAAAAUGCUUAUUUUUGAGGGCGUAAUGUAGACCAGUAUAUGAUAACCUACUAACAUGGAAUGUUGACAUGGCUUACAGUUUGAUAUGAAGUGACUCAUUUCGCUUGAUCAAAUGAUUUAAAACUGUUUCUGCUAGAAUUACAGCUGUAGAUUAUCCUCUUUCAUCAGUGUUUCUGUGAUGGUGUUAGCUACAAUUUUUAUUGGUUGGAUGUAGGCUUGUUGAUAAUUCAAAGCCAAGGAAAACUGUUGUCACAAAAAGUUCAAAUUUUCAUGUGAAGUGAAUAAACUUGUCAGUGUCUAUUAUUGUUGACUUGCUUUUGCAAACAGUAUCAUUUAUUAGUUUUGUGUAAUCUUUUGAUAUUUUAGGUCUUCAAUGGAAACUCUGGGAGAAAUGACAUAGUAAAACAUGGUCUGAGGGAGUAUGCUUUGGCAAGGUUCAUCCGUUUUGUGCCAAUAGAGUAUCAUGAUUAUAAGGCAUUGAGAGUGGAAGUUUAUGGAGUUCUCUUAUCUACAGGUACUAAUUCUAUUUUCUCUGUGCCAUAUCAUUGAAAUCCUACAAGUGUUGCAAAAGGUGGAAGGGAAUAUUAUGACUUACCUAACUUAAAAAUGUUGUAUAUAAUCACGUAGCCUACUGAUAUCAUGCUGUAGAAAAUAUAGCCAAUCAGAUGGAAUUCAGGAAUUCAAUGUAUAUUUGAUGGUAUUGCACCCACUCCUCUUAUUGUGUGCUGUAAUCUUAUUCCUGCCAAAAUCAAGCAUUUGAUACCAUUUCUAGUGUAUUUCAAGUGCUGUUUAAGCCAUGUCAGAACCAAAUUCUUCCCUCAACAUUAAUGUUCGGGUAAUGAAAAAAACAAGUGACUUGUGGGAUAUUCCAUGGUAUACCACUCAGCAUUGCAUAACUGGUGUAUAUUUGAGUGAUAUAUGUAUAUGUUCUGUGUAUAUAAUCAAAUUUAUAAGUUAUUCCUUAAUUUAAGGAAAUCAGAUUAGCAUUUAGUCACAUCUUUAAUGGCACUCAUUUAAUCCAUCAGGGAUUCAUAUAGUCACUGAGGUUCACUUCGUGUCAGACUCGAAAGAGCUUGAAAUUCUGACUUGCAAACUUUUAGGGAGGACACAACUACUGUGAUACUACAGAAAUAACUCUUCAUCAUUAUUAACAACUUUCAUCUUUGUUAAUCAAUUCAGUUCCUUUAUAGGCACAUGACCAUUGUGAAACUGUUUAAUUAAAAUACCAUAUAAUCAUUUUAUUCAACACCAGUUCCAUCACAAGCUCCAGGCAACUUCACUGUGACUGCUACGUCAUCUACUAGUAUAAGAGCAUCAUGGACAUCACUGCCAGAAUAUGCCAGACAUGGAACAAUAACAGGUUAUAAGGUGUUUUACAGACAGAAGGGUUCAGCAAACAAUUCAGUCGUGGAGUCUGUUAUUGGAACAGGAAUUUUAACUAAAGAUUUUGCUAAUCUUAACAAGUAUACCAAAUAUGAAUUUCAAGUGUUGGCCAUGGGAUCUCAUGGUGAGGGACCAAAAAGUCCUGUAAUGGUUGGGCAGACACUGGAAGAUGGUAAGAAGGCUAAAACUAAAUAGUGUAGGUUGUAAGAAACAUUUUUUCCAAAAAAACACAUAGCUUUUUGUCAUGAGACUGGAACAUACUUCAUGUGUACAUCUUGCCAGGUUUAUUGUAUUGAUAUUGUGCAUGAUAUUGUCAGAGUUAAGCUAUUAUAAUUAUUAAGAGUUAACUGCCCUCUGCAGUUUAAGUGAACAGGUAAAAGUGCAUCAUCUAAUUUGCACAUUUUUUCUGUGAAAGAUCAAGUUUAUUUCAGUACAGUUUAAAUAAUAACCUUCAUCUUCCAUUUCUUUACUACUUUAGCACCAAGUAUUCCUUCAACUCUUUCUCACUCUGAGAUAAAACCAGAUAAACAAGUUGGUCCAAAGUUAAAGCUCACCUGGCAUAAGCCAGCAGAAGAAAAUGGAAUUAUCAGGAGUUACACUGUGUUUUAUAGUCAUGAUGAAGAUCCUCAUAACAUUAACACUGAAACCUUAGGAGGAAACAUGUUAAGUUACAUAGUAGAUGUGUUAGGUGGGGCCACCUAUCAGUUCCACGUCAGAGCUGCAACGAUCAAACCUGGACCAAAUGCAACCUUGUCUGUUACUAUUAAUGAUUAUGGUAGGUAUAAAUUAGAAAAGAUUAUGAUCAAUAGGCCAGUUUUGAUAUACUAAAAUUCUAACAUAGCUCUGUUGCUAAGGGGAAUAAAACUAAAAAAACUAAUUAUUCAUCUCACAACCUCCAUGUGAUUUUUUUUGGUUAUUAUCCUCACCCUCGGUACCAAGUUUGAAUUUUAUUACAUUGAAAAUUGCCUAUUAAAUUCACUUUCAACUUUAAUGUUAUCUGAUAAGUGUAGAUGGUAAGUUAUAUCAAGGUAGACAAAUAGAGAACAGCUGCAUUACAGGAGUGGUACAGGAAGGACUCUCCUUAUCAACUCCAAGUUCUUUCCAAGAUACAUGUAGUAUUGAAGGACUGGUAAACAUGAUUGUAUUCAACAUGAAUGACUACGUACCUAAAGAAAUAAAAAUGUGAUGAAGGGGAAAGGAGGGAAGAAUUACUGAAAUACAAUUUAGAUAAACUUUGAGGAUAAAUUUUUGAUCCAAUGUGAUUCAGAAAUAAUAAUUUAUUAAAUUUUUUCGUUCAAUGACAGACAGCUGACCAUUUAUCUGAAUUGGUAUAUAUUUUUAUUCCCUUUUGUCAGAACCCAUUGUAGCACCAAAUGAUGUGUCUUUCAGUAGACUGAACCAAACAACCUUCAAUAUUUCAUGGUCACCCCUGACAAGAAAAGAGAGUUAUAGCAAAGUUAUCUCAUAUGAGGUCAAGAUAUCAUUGGUGUUGUCUGGAAGUCGACAAAAGAGAUCUCCAGCCAACAGCAAAACUGUUAACACAACAAAAGCAUUUGUUAUCCUGUAUGAUAUUCAGCCUUGUUACAAUGUGUAUGUCCGAGCAUACACUAAAGCUGGCCCAGGACCAUAUGGUCAACCCUUACCUAUGGAAUUGAGUAAGUUUCAUUUUUUUUCCCACAAAUUAAAUGUAGAGCACGCAAAAUUUUGCUUCAAACUCAUUAAUUUAGAGCGUAUAGAAGCUUGAUGUUUAGUCUGAUUCAAAAUCACCAGUAAGAGUAAGAAAAGCAAGGCAUUUUGGCUGUCUUUGGUUGUAGCUUAAUUCGGCUAAUAACCAGGAAAUUGAUUAAUUGAAUAGGGGUUGAUAUUCAAAAUGCAUCCCCUAGUGUACCUGGGGAAACAAGUUGCAAUGUUUCCCAUAAAUUUUUCAUCGCAAAUAGCUGUACAUUUUUUCUCACAUUCACAUUAUUUAAUUUAUUCUUAUUACAACAUGGACUAUUUGUACAAAUAAAAAAAACUACAGAAAAAAUGGGAAAUUAAUAAAAGUGCAUUUACUGAAUACACAAAAGAAGAAACUUACUCUGGAAUCUAAAGCAGCUAUGAUACUUACAUUGUUUUACUUACUAAUAUGACAAAGUACCAGAGGCACCCAACAACCUGAGGGCAACAGACUCUCAGUCAACAGAGAUGACACUGGAAUGGGUGAGACCCCAACCUGCUAUGGAAGAAAAGUGGAAGGUGAAAUGCUUUAUUUUUUUAGUCUACUUUGCUGUAACAACUUGGGUUUUGACAAAAUUUUAUACAACUCUUUGAAUCUGAGAAUCAGAAAGUACUAUUUUUGUUAUUUUUGUAAUUCCUAACCUAAAGAGCGUUUUAACCCUUCAACUCUCAAGAUCUUAUAAGUAAUUCUCCUUACUGUCUGCCAUACAAUUAUUAUGACGUCAAUUUGGAGAAAUUUUUAUUUGAUCAAAGAAUAAUCCCCUUAUUGAUAUUUUACUUUAUUCUCAUCUCUCCUAUGCUUGAUAUUUUAUUGUUAUUGUAAGGAGAAAUUCUGUCUCGAUCACUCAUGGGAGUUAAAGGGUUCUAGGAGAAGAGAUGGAAGUGACUUCUGUUGUAAUGAGUAUGACACAUAAGUGUAGUAGAGUACUGGUACCAUCAGUAUGACUACCAUGUAAGAGCAGCUACUGUAAUGUACUGUAAUAAGUGAGAGGAGUUAUAUCUACAUGCACAGCUGUAUGUUGUUUUGCAUGUACAUGCCACAACUCCUUUAUAAAAUAAGGUUUUUUUGUUCUGUGCUGUGAUCAUAAAAAUGCACGUCCAGGUGGGAGAUUUUAUUUGUAAAUAAAUUAGUGCAAGUGUGGUAUUUACUGUAUCUGCAUUUGACUCAAUUGUUUGAUUGUUAAGGUUGAGUACUCUGGGAAAAAGUCUUACAACAACAGCUUUUCACAUGAAGGCAGCAAAGAUGUACAGGGAACAACAAAAUAUACCCUUGAUAAUUUGGUACCAGGUACCAAAUAUGACCUUCGGGUGUAUGGAAUCUCAAAAUGUGGAAACAACGGAUUCUCUUCAUCUUUGGAAGUAGAAACAAAAAUAGGAGGUAAGCAAUAACAUGCAGGUAACCGUUUGACCCCCAAGAGUGACUAACAUCUAAUUUCUCCUUACAAUAUCAUCCCUGAAUCACACAAUGUGGUCACAAGAAUAAAGGAAAUGAUCACCUACUAAAGUAACUUCUGAUUGUUAAACAAAUCCUCCUUGUCAGCACUUUAGGAAAUAUAUGGGAUCAGUAUGGAGAAUAUGCAUCUUGAAAUUGAUGUAAAUAUUUUGCUAAUCAUAUUAUUAUAUUUGUUUUCUUCCCAGAGCCAUUGGCUCCACUUGUACUAUCACUGACCACCAGGAAGGUCGCUGAGUCGCAGGCUGAAAUUGAACUUUGGCCUGCUGAACAAAGGAAUGGUCCAGUAAGGUGAUGGUUUUAUAGUUUGUGUCACAGAUUAGCUAAAAGCAUAAACUAUUAAUGAUAAACUCACCUGAGAAGGACACAAUUCUUGCUUUCACUGUGCACAUAUUGAUGUUAAUCUUGUAUACAUAGUCCAUGAUAUGAGAAAGAUACAAUGCCUUAAUUAGGUCUUUCGAACUUAAGUUGCAAUACCAGACUGGGUAAAAAUCUCCUUGUUGACUGUAACGUUAACAAAACGCCAGUUCUGCAAUCAACAACAUUUCUGUUUAGGACUAUUCUUCCCAAGACGAUCAGAUCGCACAACUGGCUACUAUAUUGAACACAAACACAUGACUUUGUUGCAAAGUCUUUCGCAAAAGUUCCUAAGUGCUUAACUCAAGUCAUUAAAGACCAUCAAACAACCACCACCUUUCAAUACGGCGAUGACCGCAAUGAUGUUGACCAGAAUUUUGUUCGUUUUCAACAUUUCAGUGCUUAUCAAAUAAUCAUUCUUAAAGUCUCUGAUUGUGUUCAAGAGUUUCCCAAGGAUUUUCAUUUGAAGCUGAAAGAUUUAAACGACGAAAAUUUGAACUUUCAUCCGUUUUACAUCGCUGCGGAAAUCGAAAAUGAUCCUGUGCAUGAGAAAUCUUGGAAAUUUACUAUUGGUGACGGGAAAUCGUAUGGAACUUUUAUCAACAAAGAACUGAGGAAAGGAGGAAACUAUUUUGCCUAUCAAAGAGCAAUAACUCGUUUCAAUGGUGUAAGUAAAUUUGGGUGUUGUUUAAUUGUUCUGUAAUUUAGAGUUGAUAAUCUAAACAUAAUAUCCACUUGAUGAAGAAAGUUAUUUUGGACCAAACCAUGUUUUUACGUGCAGUCACACUUGCUGUUAGGGAUAAAUCUCACUUCCUUAUAUCAAUGAAUUUUAUAAUGUGUUUGUCACUUUUUGACCAUGUUUGGUUCACUUUUUAGCAAAUUUUGGAAGGAUAUGCCAGUAAAGUGGCCUCGAUAUCUGUCACACCAGGUAUGCGAGUUAACACUCACGUGAGACUUGAAAGUAAUUUCUCUAUCUUUUCAGUUUAGUGGGCUGUUAACUUUCAUGAGAGCUUUGUGACUUGGAGAGAAACUUCCCUUUUGGCAAGAGUCAAUUGUUACAGUUGCGCGGGCAAAUUAAAAAAAAAGUUAAAAUCAAAUAAUGGCAGAUCCUUGUUGAAGUCUGCCACUGUUUCAAAAGUUUGUGCCUGGCCUUAUUUCUCCCCUUCAACUGAAUAAGUUAGGUUUAAAACCUCGGCCACUGCAGAUUACGAAAAGCAAACUAACCUACCACCGUUUCUGUGUUUACUAGAUAAUUCUUAUUCCGGUCUGCAUUUACAUUUGGUCACCUUUCAAUUCUUAUCAUAAUUAUCAUAGAAUAACAUCCUUUUUAGUAGCUUUUUGGUUAUUUUAUUUUCACUUAAAUGUAAAAUUUGUGCAACUUCCAUUGAUGUAAUUAACAAAAGCGCCUUGAUGCUUUCAGCUCUAUGAUGAGAAAGGCCACAAUCUAGAUUAAGGGCAGGUUUUUUGUUCUCGCUUGCUCUUCUACGAAUUUUAAUGUUUAACUAUUAUUUUCUUUCAAUCUGCAGAGUCACUUAAAUAUACUAAAGAAACCAUAAAGGGAGAUGCCA
Pocillopora meandrina is the source of this 7154-nucleotide messenger RNA. NCBI's taxonomy places the organism in Eukaryota, Metazoa, Cnidaria, Anthozoa, Scleractinia, Pocilloporidae. The record is from the annotation of a GenBank genome assembly.